Seminavis robusta is the source of this 814-nucleotide messenger RNA. NCBI's taxonomy places the organism in Eukaryota, Bacillariophyta, Bacillariophyceae, Naviculales, Naviculaceae. The record is from the annotation of a GenBank genome assembly.
AAGCUCGUUCCCUAAUGAAGUUAUGCAUUUUUAGUAAGAGGUAUCGCUCUGGUACACAAUCUCUGUAGAAUUUUACGUGCCUUCAAAGCCUUCGACAGUUUCCUUCCUCAUCUCUUCCUUGGCGCUGGUUGCUGUUGUUGUCCCUUGGCAUCAUCAUCAUCGUGUAGACCUCCGUCUUCAUCUCGUAGCAACUCUUCUACUCGCAACCAAGAAAACGAAAUCAACAUGUCGGAAGGCAAGGUAAACCCCAUGAAGGAGAUCAAGGUCGACAAGAUGAUCCUGAACUGCUGUGUCGGAGAGUCCGGUGAUAGAUUGACCCGUGCCGCCCGUGUGUUGGAACAGUUGACCGGUCAACAACCCGUCUACAGCAAGGCCCGUUACACGCUCCGUUCCUUUGGAAUCCGUCGUAACGAAAAGAUUGCCGUCCAUGUCACUGUCCGUGGAGAAAAGGCUCUCGAAAUUUUGGAGCGUGGUCUCAAGGUCAAGGAAUACGAACUCAUGCGACGAAACUUUUCCGAAACUGGAAACUUUGGAUUUGGUAUCAACGAACAUAUUGAUUUGGGUAUCAAGUACGAUCCUACCACCGGUAUUUACGGUAUGGAUUUCUUCAUUUGCUUGACGCGUCCUGGGGCCAGAGUUGCCAGGCGCAAGAUCCGUCAGGGACGUGUUGGUUUCCCACACAAGAUCACCAAGGAAGAUGCCAUCAAAUGGUUCCAAACCAAGUUUGAUGGAGUGGUGCUAGAAAAGGAAGUCUAAACAAUACAAUAAUAAUAGCACAUCUUAUCUAACUAAAAGGCAUUCAUCAAGUUUCUGG